Messenger RNA from Sinocyclocheilus grahami, 1949 nucleotides. It is a transcript of the gene mxe, whose product is annotated as myxovirus (influenza virus) resistance E. Gene Ontology annotation, biological process: defense response to virus; synaptic vesicle budding from presynaptic endocytic zone membrane; receptor internalization. Lineage: Eukaryota; Metazoa; Chordata; Actinopteri; Cypriniformes; Cyprinidae. Gene Ontology annotation, cellular component: nucleus; plasma membrane; synapse. The record is from RefSeq and is a predicted model, not a curated record. Gene Ontology annotation, molecular function: GTP binding; GTPase activity; microtubule binding.
AUGUCUCAAUGCGGUUCUUCAAAGGGAAAGAGUAGUGGUCUGAACCAGCACUAUGAAGAGAAGGUGCGUCCAUGCAUUGACCUAGUGGACUCUCUCAGGUCAUUGGGUGUUGAAAAGGACCUGAACCUGCCAGCUAUUGCUGUCAUAGGUGACCAGAGCUCAGGAAAGAGUUCUGUGUUGGAAGCCCUGUCUGGAGUGGCCCUGCCUAGAGGAACAGGUAUUGUGACACGAUGUCCUCUGGUAUUGAAACUGAAGAAAAUUACAAAGGGCAAUAACUGGCAUGGAGUGUUGUCAUAUAAGAAACAAGAAAAGACACUAAAAGACCAAGCGGAAGUAGAAAAGGCUGUCUUAAAUGCUCAGACAGUAUUGGCUGGAGAAGGUGAAGGGAUCAGUUCUGAUAUGAUCACUCUGGAGAUCCAGUCCAGUGAUGUUCCUGACCUCACUCUCAUCGACCUGCCAGGCAUUGCUAGAGUUGCCACUGGAAACCAGCCAGUAGACAUUGAGGAACAAAUAAAAAGUCUAAUUGAAAAGUUCAUUAAAAGACAAGAGACCAUCAGUUUGGUUGUGGUGCCUGCAAACAUUGACAUUGCCACCACUGAGGCACUGCGGAUGGCAUCCAAAGUCGAUUCAACCGGACAAAGAACUCUGGGUAUUCUGACUAAGCCAGACUUAGUGGACAAAGGCAUGGAGGAGACGGUGAUCAAAACAGUCAAUAAUCAAGUAAUACCACUGAAGAAGGGCUACAUGAUCGAAGGUCAGCAAGAUAUCAAUGAAAAACUUAAUCUGGUCCAAGCUCUGAAAAAAGAAAGACAGUUUUUUGAUGGACAUUCUCAUUUCAGGUCUCUUCUUGAAGAUGGAAAAGCUACAAUACCCCUUCUUGCAGAAAGACUCACAAAAGAAUUGGUUGAACACAUUGCUAAAACACUGCCACAGCUGCAGAAACAACUUGAGAUGAAAUUAGAGAAGACGUCUGAGGAUCUUAAAACGCUAGGAGAUGGAGUUCCUCUUGAUGAAAAUGAGAAGAGCAAUUUUCUGAUUAUGAAAAUUCGCCAGUUCAAUGAUGCUCUUGAAGGAGUAAAGAGGGCAGAAGAAGAUCUGAAAACCUCAGACACAAGGGUCUUUUCCAAAAUCAGAUGGGAAUUUGGAAAAUGGAAACUUGCCCUGGAUUCCAAAGCAAUUAAGACGGAGGAAAUCCUCAGAGAUGAGGUAGAGGAGUAUGUUAGGACUCGUAGAGGAAAGGAGCUUCCUGGAUUUGUGAACUAUAGAACCUUUGAGAACAUUGUCAAGAAACACACUGAGGAGCUAGAGGAGCCUGCUUUAAAGCUGCUCAAAGACGUCACAGAAAUUGUUCACACCUGUGUGGACCGUAUAGUUAACUCUCAUUUUAAUGCCUUCUCUCACCUGCUGAGGGCUGCUAAAGAUCCAAUUGAAGAUUUUCUCGAGGAGCAGUUUCAGAAAGCUGAGGAGAAAAUACAUUCUCAGUUUAAGAUGGAGAAAAUUGUCUACUCCCAAGACGAACUCUACAGUAGCCAGCUAAACAUUGUAAAACAGAAAUCCUCAUCAGGUUAUGGGCUAAAGGCAUCAUUUGUCAAUGCAGAUGUACGUGAGAUGGCAUACCAUCUCUCUUCCUAUUUAAAGAUUACUUGUGACCGUCUGGCUAAUCAAAUUCCACUGAUAGUCCAGUACCACAUGGUGGACCAAUAUAUCUCUCAGCUUCAGAAUGCAAUGCUUGCCAUGAUUGGAGGGAAAAAUCCAGGAAUGCUGCUCCGAGAAGAUUCUGGUGUUGCACGUAAAAGGAAAGAACUGAAAGAGAGACUGGAGCGCCUGAAGACUGCAGGCAAAGUCCUGUCCAAGUUUGUGCAUUCUGCAUAAUUGUGUGUAGCACUGUCACCUCACAGCAUGAAGAUCUCUUGGCUUGAGUCACAGCUGAGCUAGGAGGCUUUCUCUGU